ACUGUUGGGACCGUCUGACCACCUGCCCAUGGAGUGGAGAAGUGUGCAGGUGAGGCAGGAUGACCAUGUUGGAGUGGUGAGGGGGACGGUACGCUCACCAUGUCGCAGUCUUCAUGUCCUGGGGAGCAGGGUCAUCCUUGUCACGGGCAAACAGGUCCGAUGUCUUGACCUUGAUGAAGCAGCGCUACAAGGUCAGAAGGAAGUGUCCUGGAGAUCUCUGGAGGUUGCCGGAGCGCCCCCUGUUGUCCUGAGCCCGAAUUGCCCCAGCAUGAAGUUUGGAGACUACAUCAUUUUCCUGAACGGGCACAGAGAGAGGAUGUACCCAUGGGAUGACCAGUACAAGGCCUCUGUCUUCAUCCUGGACAUGACUGACUCAGACAAGCCCAGAUGGUGCCAUCCUAAGACGUCCGGUGACAUCCCCCGUAACUUUGAGGCAGUUUUCCUGUUGGACGAGUCAGCCAACAAGGCUCACACCUACCGCUGGAGUACUGGUCCUACCCGCCAGGGGCGCCUCUGGACGCUGGAUCUGAAGACCUUCACUUGGAGUAAAACUAAAACCUCUGGUGAUGAACCAGCACCAAGAUAUGCUGUCAGCAUCUGUGAACUGGAUGGAAAAAUGUUCUACAUGUUUGGAAACACCAAGCAGAUGCAGAAUGACUUCUACACCCUGGAUCUGAGCACUGGUCAGUGGCAGAAAGGCAACCCAAGCGGCUCACUUCCUGAUCCAUGUAACGGUGCAGGUGCAGUCGUAGACCCUGUCACUAAACACAUCUACAUCAUAAGUGGCCACUUCGGUCAAGACUGUGACCAAGUACGCGUCCUGGAUGCCUCCAAUUCCGAGAAGUACAUCUGGUCUAAAGCACAAUCCAAAGGCCAAGCCGCGGACGGCAGGUCGGACCUAGUGAACUCCUUCUGUGCGAUCGGUUACCACGACAAAACCAAGCAGAGCUUUCUCGUCCAACUUGGCGGCUUCAGCGGCAGAACCAUGAAGGAAACGUCUGAUGUUUUCGCUGUCUUCCCUUUCAAGGCUUCGUACAUCGAAAGCAACGCUCCAAUCCUCCAUUUGAAAGGCAAGGACAUUGCUCAAGGGAACCAAGAGGGUGAUCAUCGGAUAUCUGUCCAUGUGCCGUCUUCGGUGGACGAUCAUCUGGCGGCAGCCCUCCCUCUUCCAGUCAUCAGAAAGCUGGCAGAGAUCAGUGGUGUCACGGACACGAAGUCCUCCAUCAGGAAAGAUGUGUUUCUGGCUGUUAGAGAACAGGUUUCGGACUUUCUGAACGACAUUGUUCCACGUGCCCUGGAACAUCACAGGGAGUUACUUGAUGAUGACAAUCGUCAGGAUGAGGACUUAGAUGACUGGGAACAGGAGAGUCAGGUAGACAACUACAUAUCACCAGAGGAGUACCUGACUACCCGGAGGACAGACCUGAGUGUGUGUUCCAUCCUGGCAGCGCUGCAAGACUUCAGCCAGGACAGAGGUGACCUCCUUAAGGAACUGACCGGCAGCCUGACUGUUGAGAGGGUACAGAAGAGGAUCGUGUAUGAAGUCGUCCACGUGACGUAUGAUUCCGGGGAGUCACCUGAAUUUGACCAUGAGUCUAUCAGGUCUGAACCCAGUAACAUGGACUCUUCCUUUGUGCGUUACAUGAGUGAUGGUGAGGAGAGUAACCCUGGUGAGUGGUGUAACCGUGUGGAGAGGGCCGUCAGCAGGCUGGAGGUGGCCAGGUCCAUGUCUGAGGAGUUCUGUUUCCUCUAUGGAAGACCUGAUGCCUUCCACCAUGUGGUGUGUUACAUCCUGUAUGAGUGGGGGUUCUGUGACAGGAUCACCAAGACGGCACAGUUCCUCCUACAGAGGGCAGCCGAGUUCUUUGUCUGUGUCUUGUUCUCACAGACAGUAGCAGCUCUUGACAGGGGAGACAUCAAGGCAGAUGUUCUGACACCUGAUGUGAUCCAGUGGGUGUUUGUGGAGCUGCCAAGUGCACCUGCACUGACUGUCUCAGAUGCCACGACACCUGGAGACAACGAUGACAACUUAGAGCAGUAGAUGUAUUCCAGAUUACACGAUAUUUGUUCUCCAUAACAUUAAACAUUACAUGUUUACAUCUAAGGCCACACCAAUUUAAUUUUUUGUUUCUCGGAUUCGCCCUAUCCAAUUUUUUCUGAUUUGAAAAAAAAAUGUUUGCUUCUAAAUCAACUGCAAAAUACUCAAAGACACAUUUUGGCCCCAAGGGUUGCAAAAAGUCCAUUUCUACCUAGAUGCAAUGUACCUAGUACCUGCAAUGUAACAAUGCAAUUUUGUUUCAUUAAAAGUUCAAAAUCUAUUGUUUUAUAAUUAAUUCAUAGUGCAUAGUUAUAAGUUUGCUUGGCAGAAUAAAAUCACAGUAACAUUUGUUGAGGCAUAACUCUAGGCAAUGUUCUUAUGUUCUUGCAAGCAUUUUCAUGUUCUGAUUACGAAUUAACAGUUGAGAAUAAGGCAUAUUUUUAUCUGCUUAUUAAUUGCUGUAAGCUUUGUAUAAAUCGUGGUUAUAUUUUUACUGUUAUUAUGAUGUGGCCAGGGAACCUUAAGCAAUGGGCAAUGUACCACAUGUAUGGAAAUGCCUUUUAAACUAUUAAAGGGAUGUGCAAAUUAAUGUAUUACUUUAGUUGCAAUGACUAUCACUGACAAUACAUUUAUCUGCCUUUUAUUGAUAAGUUUUUCAUCACUUUCUACUGUAAUCUGUAUUGUUUCUGGUACAAGGUAUGACAGUUUCAUGGUUGUAAGUUUAGGAUUGUUCUUCAGUGGGUAUCCAAUUGGGAGUCUGAAAACAAGAAAUC
Messenger RNA from Branchiostoma belcheri (Belcher's lancelet), 2811 nucleotides. RefSeq lists its product as uncharacterized. Gene Ontology annotation, molecular function: protein binding. Bases 29 to 2041 code for a protein of 670 amino acids. The transcript has 10 exons. The record is from RefSeq and is a predicted model, not a curated record. NCBI's taxonomy places the organism in Eukaryota, Metazoa, Chordata, Leptocardii, Amphioxiformes, Branchiostomatidae.